CAAGUCGACGAAUAAGUUUCAAGCUCAAAGCAACUACCUGUCAUCUUCCGACUCCUGCUCCAGGCAUCCCAACCUCCAAUGCCCUCCUCCUCACUUCCCACAAAGCAGAAAUAACAAGGAAUGUCAACGAUCGCUAUCUAGCGGUUCCCUUGGAAAAUGGAAAGAAGGUACCGCUAGCGAAAAAAGCCCGUGAUAAGUUCACUCUAGGCACCAGUGUCAUGGAUUGAACCUCGAAAUUUCGUUCGCGGCGGAGAUUUUAAGGUCUCCAGAAAAUGGCGCUAGUGGAUCGAUUAUGUAAACGGGACUGGAAAUAUUUUAGGAGAGACGAGUUUGGUGACAGAGGAACGGCAAAUCAAAUUGGAACAGAUUUGGCAACAUGACGGCUAGUAGUAGAGGGACCAGAGCUGCUGCGAGCAUCAUCCGCUCCUCCAAACGUCCCAAUCUCCUCGUCUGCUCAGAAUGCAUCUCCAACCGCACCUACGCCCUCGCAGCAACAGCAUUAAGAACCUCCUCUCCCACCCCCGACUCCGAGCUUCACCACCUCCGUAACAUCCCCCCAGUCUCAACCUCUCCCGAAUCCGCACACUACAGAACCAAAGCCGGCAUCCUCCUUUCCCGUCCGCCCAUCCUCACAGCUCCGCAGACCUCGUUCGAAAAAGCGUAUUUCUUCUACCAGAAACGGCUUAAUGAACGCCUCGCUAUGCCGUUUACUCGAUACUUCUAUUUUAAGAAAGAUACGCCCGCGGACACGGACUGGAAGAUCAAAGCCAGGGAGCGGAACGGGGUUGCGGCCAGGGAACUAGGUGGAUAUGAUGCGUACGGGGAGUAUGGAUGGAAUGACGAGAUCCUGGUGCAGGAGAAGGAGAUGGUGGAGCCGCGGUACGUGGCGGAGAGUCUGGUGAGGGAUAGUAUUGUGAGGGCGGUGGAGGGCAAGGAUGGUGCGGCGGUGGAGGUUAAGGAGGGGGAGGUAGGUGAGGAGGGGAGGAUUGAGAGGCCCUUGGGGAGAUUCACGGAUGCGGAUCGGACGAGGGAUGUGAGGAGGUUGGAUCGGGCGUUGGCGAGGACGUUGUAUUUGCUUGUUAAGAGGAAGGAGGGUGGAUGGGGGUUUCCGAGCGGGGAGUUGGCUGGGAGGGAGAACUUGCAUCAGGCAGCUGAACGUAUUCUGGUCCAGACCGCGGGGCUUAAUAUGAAUACUUGGAUCGUGGGCCAUGUUCCAAUCGGACACCAUAUCAUCAAACCACGCUAUACAUCCGAUUCCGCGCUGGAGAAACAAGGCGAGAAGACUUUCUUUAUGAAAGGACGGAUAAUGGCCGGACAGGCGGACUUGAAGGAUAAUCUCUUUGGAUUGGAGGAUUUCAAGUGGUUGACGAAGCAAGAGGUCCAAAAGCAUGUGGGGCUCAAAUAUUACAGCUAUGUAAAGAACAUGAUGGCGGAUAGGUGAUUAGGUGGAUAAGGUGUUGUGUAUACUAUGGGAUGGGGAUAUGCAUUGUAUUGUAUGUAGAAUGUAUCAACUCAAGGAUCGAGCUCCUAUGGCGAGGUCUUUCUGGUAUUUGUAUCGAC
Molecule: messenger RNA, 1560 nt
Organism: Mollisia scopiformis
Lineage: Eukaryota; Fungi; Ascomycota; Leotiomycetes; Helotiales; Mollisiaceae
Exons: 4
Coding region: 377-1441 (354 amino acids)
Cellular component (GO): mitochondrial large ribosomal subunit
Molecular function (GO): structural constituent of ribosome
Source: RefSeq, a predicted model, not a curated record